GCCCAUGGUUGUAGCUUUUAUCAUUUUCGAAAUAUUUUCAUAUAAAUAACGUUAAGUGCAAAAAUUUCAACUUUCGGUCAACUUUGACUCUACCGAAAUGGUCGAAAAACGCAAUUGUAAGCUAAAACUCUUAUAUUCUAGUAAUAUUCAAUCAUUUACCUUCAUUUUGCAACGACUUGGAAGUCUCUAGCACAAUAUUUUGAUUUAUGGUGAAUUUAUGAAAAAAAAAAAAUUUCCUUACGUUCGCGCGGUAACUCUUCCGAAAAAAUCAGAAUUUUUUUGUGCGAUUGUCGAAAUGUUUGCACCAUUUAAAAUUAGCUGUUACAUAAAGUUUUAUAUAUGAAAAUGUGCGCAAUUUCAUGUAGAAUACAACUAAAAAUGAUUGAAGGUUGUAGCUUUUCUCUUUUUUCGAAAUAUUUGCAUAUAAAUCACGAUAAAUAGAAAAAAACCACGUUCUGUCAAAUUUGACUCUACCGAAAUAGUUGAAAAACGCAAUUGUAAGCUAAAAAUCUUACAGCCUAGUAAUAUUCCGUCAUUUUUCUUCAUUUUGAAACAAAUUUGAAGUCUCUAAAACAAUAUUGUGAUUUAUGGUGAAGUUUUGAAAAAUAUAUUUACCUUCACUCCGCGCGCCGAUUCACGGCCGCAAGUCUCCGAAAUACGUACAUCGCAUUAUCCUAAUAUUUGCUCCUUUUCAUAUUAGCCUUUUUAUAGUUUCAUAUAUCAAAAUGUGCGCAAAUUCAUGAAGAAUACAAUAAAAAAUAAUUGAAGGUUGUGGCUUUUUCCAUCUCCGAAAUAUGUGCAUAUAAAAAAUAUAUAUAUAAAAAUUUCGACAUUUGGUCAAAUUUAACUCGUCCGAAAUGGUCGAAAUCUGCAAUUCUAAUCUAAAACUCUUACAGUAUCGUAAUAUUAAAUCAUUUGUCUUAAUUUUGAAACAAAUUGGAAGUCUCUAGAACAAUAUUUAGAAUUACGGUGAAUUUUUGAAAAUAACAUUUUUUUACGUCCGCGCGUUACGAAUUCGUACAUCAUUUUGUGAUAAUAUUUUUCCAGUGUUGCUUUUAUUGUUUUACUAUGUAUUAUAUAUCAAAAGGAUUGCAAUUUAGUGUACAAUACAACGAAAAAAAAUUAACUCGUUAGCUUUGACCGUUUUUUGCACAGCGUGAUUUGAAUACAAUUAUCUAUGAAUUUUUUUUUUUUCACUACCAUAUAUCACAUUAUUUACAUAUGAUAAUGAUAUUAUUUUUCAUUUCUGAUGAUUGCAUUCUAGAUUUCAGGCAAUGAGAAAAAAAUGGGCCAAAAAUGAACUCUUAAUCUUCAAAACUAAGCGCGCUGUGAUUUUUUGAAAAAAUUAUUUUUUCCGCUUCGGCGCUCACUCCAAACCGGCGCCGGCAUACAGGAGAGGUUUUGAUUUUUAGGGCUUCGGCGUAAGAGGGUUAAGAAAGCCUAUUCCAUUCCUUUCAAGGAAAGAACCCCACCCUUUCCAAGGCACCCAUCGCCUUUGAGUGUGUUCGAUGUGUUAUCCUUAUCACUAAAGGUUGGGGAUGAAGGAAACACCAAAAUACUAAAAGUAGGUUCUUAAUGUCUAAUGAAGUACACAAAAUCACAGAGGUGCAAAACAAUGUGCAAGCAAGGAAAACAGAGCAGCGUACAUGACAUAUGAGAAUGAGAUACAUUAAAUACAUAGGGAGGUAUAUAAAUGAAUACGAAAGUUAAAGAUUGCAAUACAUAUUAUACAGAAAUGUUCAUUUAUCGUACUGAAUGUUUCUUUCAAUUACCUACAGCCUUGACAGCUUACUCUGCAGGGUCAUAGAGUUUUUUGGCUCUUGCUCAAGAAGUGGAAUCGAUGAUUUGGAAAGGGGCAGUAGAGAAGAUGGUGGAUCAAUCAUCGGAGUGCUUUUACACCAGGCUCUUCGUAGUAGUCAAAUCAUCAGGGGGAUGGAGACUCGUUUUAGACAUCAGAGCUCUUAAUAUUUAUGUAGUCAAGAUCAAGUUCAACAUGGAAAAAAAUUGCUCAGUAUUAGAGUCUCUCCAUCAGGGCAACUGGAUGGUGUCCCUGGGUACGUAGGAUGCAUACUUCCACAUCCCAAUCCAUCCAGACUCUUGGAAGUGCCAGCGAUUUGUUUUUCGAAAUAAGAUCUUCCAGUUUCGGGAGUUGUUUUGUCUCUCGAUGGCCCCUCUGGUCUUCACUUGGAUUUUAGCACCUCUGGGGAAAUGGUUACACCUUAAGAAUCGAUGCGUCCCUCUACCAGGAAGACUGGCUUCUCUGCUCUUCUUCGGAGAGGACCCUUUCCUUUAUGCAGGAAUUGGGCCUUCUGAUUAAUUACCAGAAGUGUCAAAUGAUUCCUUCUCAGAGUAUUCUCCAUUUGGGAUUAACUCUGAAUGCUCCAGCAUUUUGGGGGUUUCUCUCCCCAAAGGUGACAGAGUCAUGCAUCCUGAUAGUUCAGGAAUUCCUUGCCCAAUCGUUCUGCUCAGGGAUUCAAUGGUUGAGUCUUUUAGGCACUCUGGCCUCUGUGAAAUAAUUUGUAAAGUUGGGCAAACUCCAAAUGAAGACCCCUCAAUUCUUCCUGAAAGUAAACUGGUGCAGGAAGAUACAACCAGACUUGACAGCAUUCCUGAUUAUGUCGGAGAUCGAAGAUAUCAGUCGGUGGCAUUCAAGAGAAGAUUACAGGAAGGACUAUCUCUCCACCCCCUGCACCCCAACUUAGAGUUAUAUUCUGACACCUCAGACAUAGGUUGGGGAGCCUUGUUGGGGAGUUAGACAGAAUAGAAAUCCCACCACAUCAAUGUAAGGGGACUUUUAGCCAUUCACCUGGGCCUUCAUUCAUUCUCUUACCUGGUAUCAGGACAGGUGAUAGACAUUUACACAGACAACUCCACAGUGUUGUCUUACGUCUGGAAACAGGGAGCCACCCACUUCUUCACCCUAUACAAGACAGCGAAGGAUCUUCCCCUUUGUGUGGAGAGGAAUAAAGUGUCUCCCAUUCCUUGAUUUGUGCAAGGGAAACUAAACGUACUGGCGGAUUAAUUGAGCUGUGGCCAUCAAGUUCUCCCUUCAGGGUGGACUCUCAAUGCCAGAGUAUGCCCCGACCUUUGGUGGCUAUGGGGCAAAGAACCACUGUCUUCCUCUGCUCUGCUUCCCAGUCCCAGACCUUCUUGUGUGCUGAAGGACUGGUUGGGGCUGUUUGCUUACACCUUUCCCUACUUCCGCAUGAUCAGAGAUGUGAUCAACAAGGUCAACUCUCAUCAAAAUGUUUCCCUGACACUGAUUGCUCCAUUCUGGCCAAGGAAGGAAUCGUUUCUGGACCUUCUGUGUCUUCUAGUAGACUAUCUGAAACUGAUUCCACAAAAGAAGUCUCUUCUCAAACAACCUCACUUCCUCAGGUACCAUCAAGGAUUGUCCGCUCUGGCCCUGACAGGCUUCAGACUGUCAGCAGCCUCGUUAUAGCUUUUUGCAACAAGCUCUGGAAGCUAGCACAAUUUGCAGUAGAGCUCCUUUAUCAAGCUCUACUACUGUAAACAGUUUAACUUCUCUUCUUCUGAAACCUCUGUGAGUAAGAUGGCAGAAUUUUUCCUUUACUGAGGAACAUCAGGAAGCUGUCACCCUCUACUAUUAACUUCUAUAGAGCUAUGUUAAGCUCUGUUUUUAAACAUGAGGUUUAGACCUAUCUACCAAUAGUAAUCUUUCAGAUCUUAUUAAGUCUUUUGAGACCUACAAAUGGGGAACUAGCAUAUUAUCUGGAAUUUGGAUGUAGUUUUAAAGUGGCUGUCUAGUUAUGCAUUUGAACCUCUACAAUCGACCUCAUUGAAGAACCUUACCAAGAAGACACAAUUCUUGGUAGCAUUGGCUUCAGUUAAAUAUGUCAGUAAACUCCAGUCUAUAGUCAAGAGAGUAGGCUUUGCUCAAGGAGACGCUGUCUGUGCCUUGUCGCUGGGCUCGCCAAGAAUGAGAUCGGUUCUAAUCCUUGUCUUCAUUCCUUUGUCCUCAAGAAUCUCAUAGAUAUUCUUUGGCUGGAAGAGGAGGAGAGAUUUUUCUGCCCUGGAAGGGCACUGAAAUACUAUCUUCAGUGAGGAACCCAUCUCAUCCACUCUCGAAAAAUGCCUCCUCUCUUUUCCUGAGGAGUAUGGUUAUAGAGGCCCAUUCACAAGCUAAAGACAAGUACUUUCCACCCCUUGUGGACAGGUAACAUACUUAUAUGUUUACCUAUAGCUUUGAGGCAAAGUCUGGGUAGCAUACAUAUAUGUUCAAGAUUUGGAGCCCCACAGCUUGAACAAAUUUCGCGGGAAAAAUGUUCAUAGUUCCAUUUAUCACCAUUGGCAACUCUUGAGAUCACUAUAAGAGUCGGAGGGAGCUGAGAGACCUUCAGUCUUGCUUGAGGCGGUAAGGGGGAAUAUUGCCAAAACUCCCCCAUUAAAGGAUGUGCUGUAAAUAUUUUACAAUAAAUAUGCUAAGAAUUUGUUCCCAGUUUUAUUUCUUAUCUUUUAUGAUAUUGUCUGAGCUGUAAUUUUAAUUUGAAAAAUUGAAAUGAAAAAGUUAUUAGAAAGAACACUUUAUAACUUUGUAAAAUUAGCAUAUUUUUAUGACUGUCUUAGGGAAAAGAGGCCCGCAAGGAAUGGGAAAUAUUCACUUUCAAUUUUUUCUUAUACCAUUUGACUAUACAUAUUGUAACGUGCAUACAAGAGAUGCACGUUGAGCCCUCAGUCAUAAUAAAUCUAAGUAAAAUAAGUACAAUAUUCUUCUCACUUCUAGUCAAAGUGAGACCACACAAGAUGGCGUACAGAAGCCGCAUCUGCCCACUCCUAUCCAUAUUAACAAUUCAGAUUUGCCUACUUUGCUCCUCCCACCCAAAACUUCUGCCUCUCGUACUGCUAAAUUACCUCCGUUGUCCUAUUUUUCCACACCUGGUGUUGUCCUGCAAAUUUCUUUUCAGACCAACCCAAAAAGAAGCCGGCGCCAAGAUGUGAAAACAAGAGACAAAAGAGAGAGAGGGACAGAGCAGAAAAGUUUCUCCAAUUGUCAUUCACUUAGCAGAUGUAGUUCUGAACAGACGGGUCACAGAGACCUCCUUGUCACUAUCUGGGGGUCAAGACGUUCUCCCCCCCUGAGCUCCUUUCCCCUGUGCAGGCGCUCUGCUCAAAACACGAUUUGUCACAAACCAGAGUCUUCCAAACAGGAACAUUUCAAGGGAUCCUAACAAGGAUUGAGUAUUGAAAAUGGAGCAUCCUGUGGAAAUGCCAUUAAUCAAAGAAGAGAUGGAGAAUUUGGAGGAGGAUCUUCCUGAAAACACACUUGAAGGCUCUUUAUUUGUGGAUCCCUUCUUAGAAGUCAAGGCAGAACCAGAAUUUUUUGACCAUAGUGAAUUUAAUGUGAACUGUUCAUCCCAGUCUAUUGAGUACGAGGACAACUCUCCAAGCUGUGAUGAUGAAAGCAGAAGGAAGAUCUGUAUUGCUGAAGAAAAUAGAUGUUUGGAUAGAACUGAAAUAUUUUCAAAGAGAAGCAACACAGGUGGGAAGCAAAUAACAUGUGCUGAAUGCCAAAAGACAUUUUCACAGAUGUGCAAACUGAAAUCCCACAUGAGAACUCAUACGGGAGAGAAACCUUAUAGUUGCACUAUAUGUCAAAGAAGUUUUUUUGAUGCAAGUGCUCUCACAAGACACACAAGAAUUCAUACAGGAGAGAAACCUUAUACUUGCUCUGUAUGUCAAAGAAGUUUUUCUCAAUCAAGUGAUCUCAAAACACACAUGAGAACUCAUACAGGAGAGAAACCAUAUACUUGCUCUGUAUGUCAAAGAAGUUUUUCUAAAUCAAGUCAUUUCAAAACUCACAUGAGAAUUCAUACAGACGAGAAACCAUAUACUUGCUCUGUAUGUCAAAGAAGCCUUUCUAAUCGAAGUCAUCUCAAAACACACAUGAGAACUCAUACCGGAGAAAAACCAUUCACUUGCUCUAUAUGUCAAAACAGUUUUUCUGAUUCAAGUCAUCUCACAAAACACAUGAGAACUCAUACAGGAGAGAAACCAUAUACUUGCUCUAUAUGUCAAAGAAGUUUUUCUGAUUCAAGUCAUCUCACAAAACACAUGAGAACUCAUACGGGUGAGAAACCAUAUACUUGCUCUAUAUGUCAAAGAAGUUUUUCUGAAUCAAGUCAUCUCACAAAACACAUGAGAACUCAUACGGGAGAGAAGCCAUAUACUUGUUCUACAUGUCAAAGAAGUUUUUCUCAGCAAAAUGCUCUCAAAACACACAUGAGAACUCAUACAGGAGAGAAACCAUAUACUUGCUCUAUAUGUCAAAGAAGUUUUUCUUGUCAUAGUAAUCUCACAAAUCACAUGAGAACUCAUACGGGAGAGAAACCAUAUACUUGCUCUACAUGUCAAAGAAGUUUUUCUCAGCAAAAUGCUCUCAAAACACACAUGAGAACUCAUACAGGAGAGAAACCAUAUACUUGCUCUAUAUGUCAAAGAAGUUUUUCUCGUCAAGGUUAUCUCAAAAUACACAUAAGAACUCAUACAGGAUAGAAAACUUGCUCUGUAUGUAGAAGACAUUUUUCUGCUUCAAGUCAUCUAAAAACCACACGAGAAUUCACACUACUAGACAGAAACUGUAUAUUUGAUCUUUGUCUAAGUAGUUUUCUAUUUUUGAAACUCACAACAUACACAUUGGAAAUCAAUGUGGAGAGAAGACAUUCUCCAAUCCUAAUGUCAUAAAUGUUAGACAUUUUCAAAUACUAAUAGAUACUCAUGAAAAUUCAUGAUAUUUCGAGGUCAGUGAAAUGUGCCGAAUGCCAAAAAGUUUUUGAAAUUCCGCUGCUCUUUAAAACAUUAUGAGAACCCAUAGGGGAAAUAAAAAGAUUGAUAUUUUCGUAAAACAUCAAUGAAAAUUAGGUGCAGUUUUAUUUGAUUACAUUUUUAUAUGUUCUUGGUUUUAAUAUUCUACAAAGAAUGUGAUACAGCAUUAGUAAAUCGUAGUGCUUUGUUUUAGCCAAUUAGACUUAGUUGACUGACUAUAUUACUGUAGUAGUCUGUUGUAAUCCAACCAGUCAGAAGUGUUGAGUCAGGACUUGCUUUGUAAAUGACGAAAGUACUGUUACUGUAUUCUAUGUAAUGUAUUUCGUUACCAGUUCUUUCUAAAGAUCCACCUUAAAACUAUCUACUCCUAUAUAGUGGAGGAGCUAUAACCUAUUGAACAGUAAAACAAACUCAAAACCGAACUAUGUGUAUAACCAUAAAUAACAAAUAUAUUAAUAUAAAAAUGGGUACCACCAUAAUUACAUAAUCACCUGAAAAUUAAAGGAUCACACACCUUACAAGCAAUAAACACAACCCCUUAGCUAACAAAUGCAUCGACAGGGAAGGUGUGAAUACACAAACAUACUAUGAUGAAAAAUUAUCUCAAAUGAACGACAGGAAAGAAUACUGAGAGAAAGAAUCCUUAAACCUGGCUAAAUACAAUAAUUCCUUACACACAACAACAAACCAAAAAUACACACUUUUGUCAUCAUAAUUAAAUGAUGCAGACUGUCGAUCCAAUAAUUUAGUAUGUUGACACUUCAGACCAGCUAUGAAGUAAUCCUAUAACCCUACAGGUCAUACACAUGUAUGGUCAAUCAUUCCUGGGCUGACGGAUGCCAGCAAACAUCCACCAACAAAUAUUUAUCAUGAGGAUAAUAGAAAAAUAUUAAUGGUGGCUUACACUUCUUCGCUGCUGAAUUGUCGAUUGACGACCUGAAGAGUACAUUAGACCAGCGAGGGAAAGGCAGUGCAACACCAUGCAAACUAAUUAAAUCUUAUCUUACGACCACUGAGGAAAAGACACCUUAGUGGUACGACUCAGUGAAGAUCACAAAGUUUCUCUCCCCUCAAAUGGGAGUUAAUAAAGUUGCAGAUACUGCCAAUAAAUGCCUAAAAUGUCCAAGAACCCUUCUGCCACAUACAGAUUAAAAGUCCUUUGGAUGCCCUGACAUCGAAGAAAACUCACAUUGCCUACCGGUAACCAUUGGACACACCAACACCAGCUUGCAAAUAUGAAAACAGAAGAAAAUAAAUACAAACCAGGGAGAGUCCAAAAAUAGUUAAGAGCGAACCAUCUCUUAACAAGGUGAUUAAAUAAUAUAGUGUAACCCAAAUUGAACAAAAGUCAGAAGAAACUACAAAUUACAUCAAUAUCUGACAACAAAACCAAAAGCAAAGAAAAAUGAAUUGUGUUAACAUUCAACAAAAACACAAAACUGAAUUACAUUACUUGCCUUGUGAAUGACUCAAGUACUGCAAAACUGUAUUAUGAUGUAAGCUAAUCAGUCAGAAGUAUGAACCAGGACUUGCUUUGUAAAUGAAUAAAAUACUGUAUUCUGUUUUAAGCUAACCAGUCAUAAGUGAUGAGACAGGACUUGCUCUGUAAAUUACUAAAGAUUCAGGACUUUCUUUGUAAAUGAUUAAAGUACAGUAAUACAGUAUUCUGUUGUAAGCUAACAGGUCAGAAGUGUUGAGCUAGGACUUGACUUUGUUAAUGAAUAAAGUGCUGUUUUACUGUAUUUUGUUUUAAGUUAACCAGUCAGAAGUAUUGAGCCAGGACUUUCUUGUGAAAGGACUCAAGUACUUUAAGACUGUGUUCUGUUUUAAGUUAACCAGUUGGAAGUGUUAAGACAGGACUUUCUUUGUAAAUGACUGAAGUACUGUAAUAUUUGGUUUUAAGCAAGUCAGUUAGAAGUGAUGACCAGGGACUUGCAUUGUAAAUGACUAAAGUACUGUAUUACUGAAUUCUGUUUUAAGUUAAUGAGUCAGAGGCGACAAGCCAGGACUAACCUUGUAAAAAUGUCUAAAGCACUGUACAUAUGCCUUUAGUAUUCUGUUUUAAGCCAGCCAGUCAGAAGUGUUGCUCUAGGAUGAUAUUUAUUUUCAAAUAUCACUGCAAAUUUAGUCUCUCCUCUUUGCUCUGUUUGAGUGACCUCAGUAGUCUCACCAGCCAUUCAGCCCACUUUUGAACAUUUUCAUCAUCUAGUGAUAUCGACAUAGAUAACUACAACGACACUGACUGUAGUAAUAUUGGUUCUAAAGUUAGUGUGCAUAUAACAGUUAACACAUAUACACCCAUUCAA
Macrobrachium nipponense is the source of this 9089-nucleotide messenger RNA. Its product is annotated as zinc finger protein 501-like. The record is from RefSeq and is a predicted model, not a curated record. Gene Ontology annotation, molecular function: DNA-binding transcription factor activity, RNA polymerase II-specific. Lineage: Eukaryota; Metazoa; Arthropoda; Malacostraca; Decapoda; Palaemonidae. Gene Ontology annotation, cellular component: nucleus. The transcript is spliced from 2 exons. Gene Ontology annotation, biological process: regulation of transcription by RNA polymerase II. Bases 5209 to 6513 code for a protein of 434 amino acids.